AUGGUGUCUAAGAACGUUUUGGUAACCGGUGGUGCUGGAUAUAUCGGAAGUCACACGGUGCUUCAACUGCUUACCGGUGGUUACUCCGCCGUAGUUGUCGAUAACCUCGACAAUUCUUCUGCCGUUUCUCUCCAGCGCGUUAAGAAACUCGCCGCCGAACACGGUGAACGCCUCUCCUUCCACCAGGUUGAUCUCAGGGAUAGACCUGCCCUUGAGAAGAUCUUCUCAGAAACAAAGUUUGAUGCAGUGAUACACUUUGCUGGACUUAAAGCAGUCGGUGAGAGUGUAGACAAGCCUUUGCUGUAUUAUAAUAACAAUCUUGUUGGGACUAUUACGCUUUUGGAAGUUAUGGCUCAACACAACUGCAAAAAUCUUGUGUUUUCAUCAUCAGCCACUGUGUAUGGCUCACCCAAAGAAGUUCCUUGCACAGAGGAGUUUCCAAUCUCUGCAUUGAACCCAUAUGGACGAACAAAGCUAUUCAUUGAGGAGAUCUGUCGUGAUGUAUAUGUCUCUGACCCGGAAUGGAAGAUCGUAUUGCUUAGGUAUUUCAACCCUGUUGGUGCACAUCCUAGUGGUGACAUUGGUGAAGAUCCUCGGGGUAUUCCAAACAAUCUCAUGCCUUUUGUCCAACAAGUCGCUGUUGGAAGGAGACCUCAUCUCACUGUAUAUGGAAAUGAUUACAACACAAAAGAUGGAACAGGGGUUCGAGAUUACAUUCAUGUAAUGGAUUUAGCUGAUGGUCACAUAGCCGCUCUGCGUAAGCUAGAAGAUUGCAAAAUCGGCUGUGAAGUGUACAAUCUUGGAACUGGAAAUGGAACAUCAGUUCUUGAAAUGGUUGAUGCCUUUGAAAAAGCGUCUGGGAAGAAAAUCCCUCUGGUUAUCGCUGGUCGUCGUCCAGGAGACGCUGAAGUUGUUUAUGCCUCAACAAAGACAGCAGAAAGUGAAUUAAACUGGAAGGCCAAAUAUGGGAUUGACGAGAUGUGCAGGGACUCGUGGAACUGGACUAGUAAUAAUCCUUAUGGAUAUGAUUCCUCUGAAGCCUGA
Molecule: messenger RNA, 1044 nt
Organism: Eruca vesicaria subsp. sativa (arugula)
Lineage: Eukaryota; Viridiplantae; Streptophyta; Magnoliopsida; Brassicales; Brassicaceae
Source: the annotation of a GenBank genome assembly